Messenger RNA from Menidia menidia (Atlantic silverside), 2814 nucleotides. NCBI's taxonomy places the organism in Eukaryota, Metazoa, Chordata, Actinopteri, Atheriniformes, Atherinopsidae. The record is from the annotation of a GenBank genome assembly.
AUGAUGGCUCCUUUCAGCAGCUUGAUCCUGCUGCUUCACCUUCUGAGCUGCAUAUACACCGGACUGGCAUGUUUCUGUGACAGAUACCCAUGGACCCAAUGGUCCGUCUGCUCAAACACCUGCAACCACGGUACUCAGAACAGACAAAGGCUCACUCGCGAUGAAGACUAUUACUGGAAGAACAGCUGCCAUCAGUUGUGUGCGAAAUAUGACACCAGAGCAUGUAAUGAGCAUGCAUGUCCAAUAAACUGCAUGCUGACAGAGUAUAGCCCGUGGUCUGAAUGCUCACCCUGUGCCAAAAAACAGUUUCGUACCCGUGCUGUUGAGAGGCCUUCCCAGUUUGGUGGAGCGGCAUGUGAUGUGGUGCUGGCAGAGGAGAGACCCUGUUACCCUGCAAAUGAGUGCAAGCUACCACCUAUUGACUGUAAAGAUAAUUUCAAGUGUGGUAAUGGGCGCUGCAUCAACUCCACUUUAACGUGUAACAAACAGAAUGACUGUGGAGAUAAUUCAGAUGAGAGGGACUGUGGCAGAUUUACCUUUGUAUGCGCAGCUGACAAAACAGUUGCUACUGGGGCUGGCCUGGUGGGAAAUGGGUUUGAUGCUCUUGCAGAGAAGCCAAGGGGAGCAGUGCUUGACAAUAUGUUUAUGGGAGGAAAUUGCAUCAUCAAGAGGCCACCAACUUAUAACACCUACCAUCGCAUUCCUCACAACUUUGAGAAAUUUGAAAUGAAGGUUGGUGCACCAGAGGAUUUCAGCACUGAGCCCCAUAAGCUACACAGUGAGGCCAUCAAUUUGAAGUCCACCUCAUCAUCUACAAGCUAUGGUCCAAGUCGCAACGACUUCCUCUUCAUCCUUCUUCUUCUCCAUAAAUCAUCUCAGUCAAAGAUAACCACUAGCAAGGCUGCUUUUGAAGCCUCCAAGAAAAAGGACUCCAGCUUUAUUCGAGUACAUCAGGUUCUUCCGGUUUCUACAUAUAAAGUCAGGGACAAGGAUGACCUCGUACUUUCACUGACUUUCCUUGAAUUCCUCCAUGCUCUUCCACUUGAGUACAACUACGCGCUCUACCGGGACAUCUUCCAGCGCUUUGGAACACACUACCAUAGCUCAGGGAAACUGGGGGGUCACUAUGAUCUGCUCUACCAGUACAGCAGAGAGGAGAUGAAGUCUUCAGGUGAAACAGAAGAGCAUGUCAAAGGCUGCCUUAGCCAAGAGACCACAUUCACCGUCAUUCUUUACACAGAACACAGCAGUGCAACUCGAUGCACUGACAACAGGAUGACUGAAAAAUAUGAAGGCUCAUUCAUUCAAGCAUCAGAGAAAUCCUUCUCCUUAGUAAAGGGGGGUCGAUCUGGAGAGGCAGCAGCACUCGCCAGGGAGAGACAGGGCCCUUCUCCGGACCGAUCAACCUACAAGACAUGGGCCAAGUCGGUAAUUGACAACCCCGACAUGGUUGAAUAUGAGUUGCUUCCCAUCAUAGAUCUGGUACGUAAGAUUCCCUGCGCUGUCACAAAGAGGAGACACUUGAGAAAAGCCCUGCUGCAGUACCUGGAAGAAUUUGAUACCUGCAAAUGUGCCCCAUGUCCCAACAAUGCCAGACCAGUUCUCUCUGGUACAGAGUGCCAGUGUGUUUGCCAGACUGGCACCUUUGGUACUAAUUGUGAGAAACGGGCCCCUGACUAUACCUCAGAUGCAGUAGAUGGUUACUGGAGCUGUUGGGGGCCAUGGAGUAACUGUGGAGCUUUUAUGAGGAGACAUCGGACAAGGCAGUGCAACAACCCUGCCCCCCUUAAAGGAGGCCAACCUUGCAAUGGUCCAAACAAACAAGAAGAACCGUGUCAUGUUUCCCUUUUCGAAAAACAAGAAUCAUGUGACAAUGAUGAUGACUUUACUAUAGGCUGGAAGGAUGAGCUACCUCCAGGUUUUAAGGGUUGUCUACGGCCAAAGAGGCCUGCCAACAGCUUUCUAAGGAAAGCAAAACCAUAUUACAACUUUGGGGAAGAUGAGGAGUUUCAGUGCUUUACUGGAUUUGACCUGGAUGGUUUCCAGUUCAUCAAUUGUCUUCCUGAUGGAACCUGGAGUGUGCCAAAAGGAAAAUGCAUGAGGAAGUUCUGCGCGCCUCCAAAUAUUCCUGAUGACAUGACGUUGUUCCCCACCAAAGACGUCUACAAAGUGGGUGAUGCUGUGGGUCUGAACUGCAAAGAGCGAGGUUUAAUGCCACUGCCGCGUGGCUUUUACACCUGCACUACUGGUCUUACCUGGGAUCCUCCAAUGCCUUCUAAUCUACGCUGCACCGAUGAAGAACCAUUUGUUCCUGAUGGUCAGUGCAGCCCAGGGCAGAAGCUUCAGGGCUCUAGCUGCGUUUGUGUUGAAAGGGAAAGCUGCCUCUCAUACCAGGAGGAGCUCUGUAUCCUGAACGUAGACCUCGGUGUCGCUGUGUCAAUGUCCCUCUGCUCCUUCCAAUCUGGCCGGUGCCACGGCGAUCCACUUUUCUUUAUUAGCGAGAGUAAGUGCGACCCAGCUGAUGUGGACAAGCUGGAGUGGGCUAAAUUUAGAGCCCAGAUGUCAACAAAGAGCACUAUUUUUGCACCAUGCGAUCUUGACGUGUGUUAUGAUUGGGAGACCUGCUCAGCAUCUAAGCAGUGUAUCGUCAAAGAUGGCCGUGACUGCGUCAAGACUGACCAGGACCAAAUGUUCUGUGUGAAGCUGACACAAAGCCAAAGCCUCCGGAGCCUUAGCCUCUGUAGGAUGGCUGCAUCCAAAUAUUCAGGCUACAAGUUUGAAAUUAUCAAUGAGGGUCCCUGCAUGACCGGAUGA